GAUCCGUAGACCCGACUCAACUGCGCGGUCACAUUCCGCCCCGACUUCCCCUCUGCCAGCGGCCUGGUGGUUUGAGAUGAGUAGAAGAUGUCGGUGUCGGGGCUGAAGGCCGAAUUGAAGUUUCUGGUGUCAAUUUUUGACCCAAACCACGAACGAUUCAGAAUAAUAGACUGGAAACCCGAUGAACUCAGCUGUCAAUUCAACGUAACAGGAGAGAAGCUGCUGAUCAUUCACUGCAACAUCACGGAAUCCUAUCCCUCAACACCCCCAAUAUGGUUUGUUGACUCUGAUGAUCCGAGUCUGGCUGAAGUGUUGGAGCGCUUAGAGGAUGUGAGAAAAGGCAGCACGUUGCUCCUUCAGCAGUUAAAGCGCCUCAUUUGUGAUCUCUGUCGGCUUUACAACCUGCCACAACAUCCAGAUGUAGAAAUGCUCGACCAGCCUCUACCCGCUGGCCCAAUUACCCAAGAGCGAAAGAAUGGGCCAUCAGAUGAGGUGACAUCUGAAGAGGAAGAGGAGGAGGAAAUGGGAGAGCAGGACAUUGACCUGGACCAAGACCUGGACCAUUACGACAUGAAAGAAGAGGAGCCAGUUGAUGGAAAAAAGUCAGAAGAUGACGGGAUAGAAAAAGAAAAUCUGGCCAUCUUGGAGAAGAUUCGGAAAAAUCAGAGACAGGAUCACUUGAAUGGCGCAGUGUCUGGCUCUGUGCAAGCCUCAGACCGCCUAAUGAAGGAACUCAGGGAGAUCUACAGAUCACAGAGUUACAAGACAGGUAUUUAUUCAUGCGAACUAGUCAGUGACAGCCUUUAUGAAUGGCACGUCAAGUUAAGGAUGGUAGACCCAGAUAGUCCAUUACAUAGUGACUUGCAGGUCUUAAAAGAAAAGGAAGGAGUGGACUACAUUCUGCUCAAUUUCUCAUAUAAAGAUAAUUUUCCUUUUGACCCACCUUUUGUACGGGUUGUCUCACCUGUGCUCUCCGGAGGUUAUGUUCUAGGAGGAGGGGCCUUGUGCAUGGAGCUUCUCACAAAACAGGGCUGGAGCAGUGCCUAUUCCAUAGAAUCUGUCAUUAUGCAGAUAAAUGCAACUCUGGUUAAAGGAAAAGCCAGGGUGCAGUUUGGAGCCAAUAAGAACCAGUACAAUCUUGCCAGAGCACAACAGUCGUACAAAUCCCUCGUGCAGAUCCAUGAAAAGAACGGCUGGUACACACCACCUAAAGAGGAUGGAUAAGGAGCUACUACCACUAUGCACUGGGAACAUGUCUUUGGGUCAAAGUAUCUUGUUUUCUUUGGAAUAUUUUCCCCCCUCUGACUUAACUGGGGAUAUAUCAUCUUUCUUGCGGAAACCAUCUCGUUGGCUCAUCUGACAAGUAUUCCUUCGCCCCGCUCCGGGAAGAGACUUUAUUCUGGUAUCACUUUGCUUCUUUCCUCAGUGUUUUAGUGAGGAGGAGGAUGUGAGGGGUAUCACUAGUCCUGUUUUCUAAAUAUGCUCAUUUGUCUUUAAAAAAAAACCUUUUCUCCCUUUAAAUGUGGGGAAAUGCUUUUUCUUUAGCUGCUUCGACAAAGUGGGCUUCACAAACAGUCAGUUAACCCUCUUUAAAUGGGAAUUUUAACAGAAGAUUGAUACUGAAGCUCUUGAUGUGGCACCUCAUAGCACCUGUUUUUAUUGGCCACUUUCCCCCCUCCCAUCACAUCUCAAUAAACAAUCAGUUGAGAUGACCUACAAACUCAGUAUCUUUUAGCUCUUACUUUUUAAAAUGCGCGAAGAAUAUCGGGCCAAGCAGAAUCAAAAUGCUGCAGUGUUGUUGAACUAAGAUUAACUGUUGUCUGUGAACAAAUCCACCCGUGGUUGAUAAUAACACAGGGCCAGUGGACAUGAAAUAUCUUCAAAUCUGUUUGUUGCAUAUCUUUGGAAGAAGACACCUACAUUUAUUUUCACCAGAGGAUGAUAAGACGACUGUUGCAGCAUUAUUUUUGGAAGUUUUAACAGGUCUAAUGUCAAAGCUAAAGAGCGCUUUUUGCCUCAAUUCUGUUAACACAGAGGCCCAGCAAGCACUCAGUUUGGCUAUUGGUGUUUCUACUGAUUAUAGCUGUAGAGAUUGAUGGCUAGUUUGAUGCUGAAAAUGAAGCCAUGUGUGUGCAAAGUUAACAGCAUACUGCACCGGAGCCUUGUCUCGGCCACUGUUACAAACAGGGUUCCCACUGCCAUGAAAUUUGUGGAAACAGUAUGAAACUUUUUCCAGAAUGUUUUGGAAAAGUUUUGAACAUACAUUGUUUUGGCUUUUGUUUAAAAUAUGUUCAUAAAAAUCCCAAAACACGUCUAGCAUUAUGUGAAGUACGUUCACCAUAUUAAUAACUUAAAAUCUAGUGCUAAGCUGCUCGCCAACGACUUGUCCCCUUUUGGGAGAAAGAAGUACAUAUGAGAAGACAAACAGGAAAAUACCAAAAAGCUGUUAUGUAGCCAGUUAAACAAGGCUUUACGCUGAGAUUUGAGGCUCAAUAGAAAUGUGAAUAUUCGCUGUCAGUGCAGUAAAUGUCUAAAUGAUGCUAGUGACAGUUAUUACUGAUGGAUAGCUAACAUUAGCCGGAGUGCCACGCUGCUACAGUACAGUCAGUCAGGACAGCAGCAUCAAGCUGUCAUCACCAGUUAAAUCUCAGCCUAUAGAUCGAACAGUGUGCCAUUAACAGUUUGAUUAUUGACAAACACUCAGCCUAAUGAUACCUGCCGAUCCAAUCCAAUAUUUAUAUUUGAUUGAAACACCAGGUAUCCUGAUCAGGACGUGUAUACAUGUCUAGACAUCCUGAUAAGCAGGGGUCAUUCCUCCACUGUGAUGUGGGAAGAAGGAAAAGACAUGACGGCAGUCAACCUCAAUGUAGUAGGGUAUCGUGAACGCUCAGGUUCAGGCAACAUCACAAGACAAUUAUUAAACAUGUCCGUAAAACAAACAUUAGUUUAACUAGAAAUACUUCCAUACAAACAUGUAAAAAUUAUGAUCCAAAAUGCGUCACAUUACAUCUGCAUCUACAGCAUCUUUGGUUUUCUGUCCCCCAAAUGGUCGAGACCUUGACGUUCCUUCAAGUACCCAUAUGUGCCAGUCUGGUCUGUUAGCAUAAGAGGGUAGUUAGUGGCGGGAAUAUCUGACUGAGACAUGAGCAAGUGCUAGCAGGUGGCUUAUCCGCAAAUGUGUGGGAAGUGCGUAUUUAAUUAUCUAUGGCUUUAUCGCAGUGUAGGCUUACCCAAUAGAGACAUGGAAUAUUAUGGAAAAGUUUUGAAAAUUCAUUAGUAAAAAUAUGUGGGAACCCUGUACAGAAGGUAGUUGGACUUUUUUCCAGUCACUCUGUGAAGCUCUGGGCUUUACAGAGGCGAUAAAUAAAGGGUGUUUGGAUGUGAUGUUUUCAUCAUUUUGCCCAGUUUAGCAGAUGCCUGUAUGUCACCUCCUCCUGACAUACAUCGAGUGUAGUGGUUUGCCCAGUUUGGAGUUGAAACUGCUUCCCUGUUACGUGACGUCACACAUGUAACUGGAUUCAUCCCCUCCCGUCUUUUUUUUUUUUUUUCUUUUAUCAGUCAGCAGUUAAACAUCCACCAUCUUCAGGGCUUCCUUUGCCACAGCAAUGUAACACAAACAUUUUGGGUGCCACUUAUGGUGUGUAACAAGGAUCCUUCAGAGCUGACGUGGAACUCAAUGAAACCGUAACCAUGCAAUAUACAUCACAGUACAUCUUCACUACUGCUGUUCCCCCAUACUACAGCGACACACACUGUGUCUAUCAAUCUGUCGGCUCUUUUGCAGUUUAUUUGUUAACACUGUCUGCGAAAGUAUGUUUGAAUGGCAACUCAGGUAACAAACAAUACUUAUGAGGGGAAUCUGUACAUGUACAUGUUGAGUUUGGGGUUCUUUUCUUGGGUUAAUUAACGCUCUGUACCGCUGACGUUAAGGCUGACUCACCCACUGAUCUGAUGUCAGACACAGAAAAUGUAAAGAGCUUUAUAAAAAUAUGGGCCACGUGUUUCCUUUAAUUCGAGUGAUGUAAGAGGAAGAUGCCAUUUUAAUAGGAUUGCAGUAGCAUGAUGAUCACCUCAUGUAACUGCUCAUCAACACCCAUUGUAGUAUUGUAUGCUUUCUUUUCCUUCCAAGUACUGAAGUAGAGUUGAUUUCUUCUUUAAAUAUUCCUGAUAAAAUAAUAUUUGCACAACAAUGUCCCGGGAAAGGUCAAUUACAACAAACACACUCUGAGCGAAAUAAUUUAAAGUCACGAUUUUUUCCUCUCAGCACACACAUCCUGUUGUUACAUGUCCAAUAGAGCCGAGGGGGGGAGGAAUCAUCAGGUCUCGUUAUCAGGAAGUGUCCUCACCUGAUAUUCAGAGAUGAUUGGAGUUUGACAGUCAUGCCGUGGUGAAUAUAGACUUGCACGCUUCUCUAACUGGACUGUGUGUUGAAAGGAUUCAUUUAUCUCGUCUCUCGAUUUAAUUUUCUGGCACCGACGAGACACGAUCAAGUCUGGCACCGUUGGCUCGCUUUGGUUUUUCUUUUCUUUUUCAUUUUCCAUUUGAAGAAAUUUUGACCAUGUACAGUAAUUUGUAAACUUGCAUCAAGUUUAUGAAUAAAGAAUUUUAAGAUUA
Messenger RNA from Epinephelus lanceolatus (giant grouper), 4614 nucleotides. Its product is annotated as ubiquitin-conjugating enzyme E2 Q2-like. The record is from RefSeq and is a predicted model, not a curated record. Lineage: Eukaryota; Metazoa; Chordata; Actinopteri; Perciformes; Serranidae.